UAUCAUCUUAGAUCACAACGGCCUUCUGUUUUGUUUGCGACAAUUCACAUUAUAGCGCUCUGCUUCGUCUUUACAUUUUCGCGCUCAGCAUGGCUCGUCGCUCGAACUUGGCGCUGACAGUCGUCCUCGCGCUCGUCGUCUUUUUCAGCAUCUCGUAUCUCUUCUCUUCGUCGCCCAGCAGCGGCUAUGCGGGCUACAACCGCGACCCCAACUAUGUACCUUCGCAGAUGCAGGCUGAGCCUCUGAAGGCCGAGCCUUUGAAGUCUGAGCCUCUGGAAUCUGAGCCUUUGAAGACUGUGCCUGAGGCUGUUGAUCAGCCAAGUUUCGCGGUAGAUAUGGAGGCCCUGCCAGCAGGCAUCUUGGAAGGAGAGAGCAUUGCGCCCAAGCUGGAGAAUGCGACGCUCAAGGCCGAGCUUGGCCGCGCGACGUGGAAAUUCCUGCACACCAUGGCCGCACGCUUCCCAGAGAACCCGACCCCCUCCGACCGCACCGCUCUCGAGACCUUCAUUCAUCUGUUCGGUCGACUCUAUCCCUGUGGCGACUGCGCGCGGCAUUUCCGCCAGCUCCUUGCCGAAUACCCUCCUCAGACGAGCAGCAGGAACGCUGCCGCGGGGUGGCUAUGCUUUGCGCACAACCUCGUGAAUGAGCGAUUGGAGAAGGAGAUUUUCGACUGCAACAAUAUUGGCGACUUUUACGACUGCGGAUGUGGCGAAGAAGGUAAGGAGGGCGCAAAGAGCGAGGAGGGGCAGACACCUGAGGAGCCCCAAGAGAAUACUGAGCUGAAGCUGGAGAAAAAGUCAUAGGCAGAGAGAGUUGGUUCCUGGAAUUUUCACCUAGAAAAUACGACGUAUAUGUUACGAACGUCAUGCAGAGACUAGGCAGUCCCAUGAUCUUGCAUAACUACUAUCAUUUUCAGCGUGACGCGGCCUGGAUACCACACCACGCCGGCUUUAAUUAUUGAUUUU
Molecule: messenger RNA, 965 nt
Organism: Emericellopsis atlantica
Lineage: Eukaryota; Fungi; Ascomycota; Sordariomycetes; Hypocreales; Bionectriaceae
Product: ERV/ALR sulfhydryl oxidase domain-containing protein
Exons: 2
Coding region: 90-803 (237 amino acids)
Cellular component (GO): mitochondrion
Molecular function (GO): flavin-dependent sulfhydryl oxidase activity; flavin adenine dinucleotide binding
Source: RefSeq, a predicted model, not a curated record